GACAGAAAGAAAAACAAGAGCAUAUCGUAGUGCGAUCGUGGUGUAAUAAUUUUAAGUUUUUAUUUGAUUGUUCAUCGAUAUAUACAUGGUAUCAUGCAAGGAGCGAAUGUUAUAAUUAGUAGCCAAUGUUAUUUAUCAAUUUUGUAUGUUUAUUAUAUCUGAUGGUGCAUGUUGACAGCCACACUAUAUCUAAAAGUAUUGAUAACGACCAAAGAGUAGAUGAUAUAUUUGACUCUAUCACCGACUUAGAAGGCACGAGAAGCCCCAAGCAGAGGAGAGACAGGAUACAACACAAGUACAAGUCAGACUACAAAGAUGAAUUCGUGAGACCCGAGUAUGUCUUCAAAGACACCAAACUGUACUCAGAUACAGACAGGACGACCCAAAAAGCAAGUCCAAAGCCUUCCACAGAACACUCCAAACACCACAAGUCACCAAAACGGAGAGUUGGAAGUUUCUGGAGGAAACUCAGAGGCAAAGAUAAAAAGAUCAAAAAUGAAAAUAUUUCAAGGAGUCGAAGAAUAUCGAAUAAUCGAGGUUUUGCACCAAAGUAUACCAUCGCUGCAGUUCACCGCUCCAGCCAACUCAAGAAUAAGAAGAAAAAUAAAAAUGCAUUCACCCCACGCCCGGAAGUUGGACAUGGGGUGGGUACCCCACACCCACCUGACGGCAAAUAUGUUAAGAGGGACCUCGAUACUGCGAUCACCGAAAAUCUCCCAGCUAUUGCGCACUCCUCAACCGCUGCGCCAAUAUCCAACAAGAAUCCUUACUCGUCGCGCUCCAACUGCAAGCUACGAAUCGGCAUAACGCCCCAAUCCGACAACAUGCAGAAAAAUAAAUUCAGAAUAAAAACUGUAGAACCUUACAAGAUGACGGAGAGGGUUGUGGACCCGUUGGAGGAAUCGGAGGCAUCGCAGAGCAGUGACAGCGGUUCUUUAGAGACCUUAUCUACGCAGCUGGCGCAGCUAAAAGAGAAAUAUGGAUUAACUAAAGCCAGUUCGACCUACACUUUAUCGGCAUCAAAACACAGAACAGAAACUUCGACUCCCAAAAGUACGACGGCUACUGAAGCAGAGUUUGGAGGCACGGCACAAAUAGAAGCAUUGCUAGACGAUAUCAAGAUGAAAGCCAUAGCAAGGAUUACUCAAGAAAGUCCCAUGGUGACCGAUAUUAUCACUAACACUGUCACAGAGGCGACUUUCGAAGUUGACCAUCUACUCUCACAGGUCACGCCAGGAUAUAACAAGGACGCUAUCGAGUCAUCAAAUGAUAUUUCCAAACGUAAUGCUAAAAGGACCGUUUCGUCUGAGGAUGAAAAUAAAAUCUAUCUAAAAGAUCCUACAUCAACACCUAGUACAGAGUCUCAUUAUGUAGCUGCUCGGUCGAUCAAGGAAGACACAAUAACUAUGGCCCACAAUGUAGAAGAUAUGUUGCAGAGGGAACUGAAGAACAUUUACAAUAAAGUUAAACAUAAAGUGUCCAGCGAUUUCCGUAAAGAAAUUAACAAAGCUAAAUGCACGAUUAAAGAAGGUCUUCAUAAAAUAUCUACCUGUGGUAAAUGUAGUAAUAUCACCACCACUAAGACAACUGUAAGAAUGACAACCCCUACAAAGAAGGCACAGAUAGUUAGUCAAAGCCACAAGUCUGUUGCUACAGAGAGAGAAAAGGCAACGUCUAGACAUGCCCGGAACACUCCGACACUUAAGACUACUCCGAAGUCAGAUUUAGAAUUCACGAAGGUUACUUAUGAUGACUAUGUGAUGCUGACUCUAUACGAAGAGAUGCUAGCUAAAACUCACGAAGAAAACGUUAGAAAAAUGCUUGCGACCGCUAACGUAACACCUCCGAAGAAGAGGAGGCAUCAUAUCAAGUUGUCCAAGAGAAAUCCUGAGACUCUCACUAAUGUCAAACUUAGAGAAGUGGUUGAGAAGUUGUACGAUGAUGGCGGUAACAUGCCUGAGUAUGAUUAUAUUGAGCCAUCAAUAAACGUGAACAUGUCAAUGCCGUCUUCUGACAUGCCAGACUUAGAUAGCGGGUCCCUGGAGCCGGUGGUUGUACCAGACACCAUUAUGGCGGAACCAGACCAACACAUCCACAAUUCAGUCCCCUCCUCAACGGUGUCUGGCACUGCGGAAGACCUAUCUGACACUAGUUUGGAAGGCUUGAGCAACAAGAUAUCGUAUAACGACUUCGUGAACGGUUACAAACACUACCUAAAAUUUCAGAAAGAGCAAAGUAAUCAGAACUUUUCCAACUUAGUGAAGUACCAGGCUCACAGGCAUCAUAGCGUCGAUGAUAUUGGAAAAUUUAUUCUUAAUAAGAUUCCUCCGUUGCCCUCUCUAAGGGGAAAAAGAUUUUUGGACGAGACUGACAUGGAUUACCAAGAGAUCACUACCAAAAGCGACGAUUCUUGGUUUAAAAGGCACUUUUACCUCUUCAUUGACAACGGUCCACCGAAAAAGUUUCACACAGCUCAAACUGUAGAGCUGAAAUCUGCUGCAACUGAAGCGCCGAAAACAUAUGUGACGAAUCCCAUGUUACCUCAACCUGUCCAAAAAGACCAAGUUUACAUCAACAUAGGUGCAGAUGAAGGACAGGUAGGACUUAGAACUACCAUGGAUACAUCAUCGAUGAAUUUGGAAGAUCUCUCGAAAGUUUUGGAUUCCAUCAAGAGCAAACAAACUAUAAGCCCCUACUUGAGAGGCUUAAAGACACAUAGCAAGCCUUAUGUCAUGUCCAACGCCACUGUUACAGAAAAUGCCAUUCUGCAAAUCAGAAUGAUGCCACAGAAUGUUAUUGGCAAACUUUUCGGAGGGAAUCGAAGACAGGCCCAUCCAAGAAAUCGAUGGACUUAUUCAGAUGACUGGUCACCUAUAGAUAUGUUCACAGAAACCCCUUCGAACAGAUGGAAGAGAACAGUGAAAGGUAGCGUCACUAUAAUGGAAGAUUUCAUCAACAAAGACCUAGAAGACAAACCGACUACCGGAUCGAAAGAAGUUUUCGCUGAACCAGCCAUUAAAACGAGAGAAACGAACAAAUACGGAUACGUUGACAUAGAUCUAGUGCCGAGACAAACGGCGGUCGUGAAGCUACGGGAGAACACGAAAAAGAGCAAAUUCAAAAACUUUUUUAAAAGAUUCCGUUUUAAGAAAAACAAAGGCAAAGCUAAGCAGAGUAAACGCUCGGCAAACGGCUAUUACGGGGAUGACACCUACGGCUAUGGACAUAGGCGAUCAAGGUUCAAUCCUAUAAAGAAGUUAAAGGAUAUGUUUCGUGUGAAACCUGAGCCUGGAAAAGAGGAGAGUCCGGUGUAUAACAUUCCACCGAACAUGCCCGAUUACGACAUGAUGACGUCACACAUAGAUACGUUCAAGCCUGUAAAGUAUGACAAGCCGAUGUCGCUUGAUGAGAUGCAGAGAGAGAUUCCUAACAUCAGCGAUAUAGAUGCCCUAGUGACGAAGCCGACGACGGGGCGCAGUUCGUUCCAUUAUCGGCUGGACGAGAAUGACAGCGCCUUAUUGUCUAAUGACCAUGCUUCUUCCCCCAUGCCUUCCCUGCCGGAGCAGAAGGUAUACUCUUCAGAAACUCCUCAAGCAACUCCACAAGAAUUGGACCUUCCAACUGACUGGCGUGAGGCAGCUGUUGCAAUCACUGGCCAAACCCUGAAAACAGCUCAAAAGGACCCGACACCAUUAACACCAGUAUACAAAACCACAACAGCAGCAACUACAAAGUCUACUACUAUUACAACACAAGCGACGACCACCAUCAGACCUACAGAGGACAAUGCCAAGAAGGCCAACAUUCACUUCAAUAAAAUCACCAAGACACUGAAAACAACAGUCCAGCAGAGGCAACCACCAAACAAUGUGAUGACUGUUAACCUAAAGACUUUGAAACCACCCAAAACUAAAUCCACCAGAGUCUCAAAAGUCACCAAACGGAGUACUACAACCAUGACAUCCACCUUCACUACCACCACAACUCCUCCUCCUCCUACAAUGCAAUCCACUGAAGUAUAUAAGGCUGAACCUGCUCAACUGUUCAAAACUAGUCCCUCAGACCUAUUUGACAGUUACUCCACAGACCUGUUUGACACAGAGGCCCCUCAUGUCAUGACGUUAGAUGAUAUAAACCUCAUACUACGAAACAUUCAACACAAACUCCAAAAAAUUACAUCAACCGAGUAUCCUAAGAUAUCGACGACCUUCUUCAAAAGAGGAACUAUGUAUGGCAGGAAAAACUAUAACAUUCCAGUAUCGAUACCUAAGCCACCGAGGGAAAUAGAGGAGCUGACGGUCAAAACAAAACUGACAAGGAUCGCUAAGUUCCCAAUUACAAAACGGCAGUAUAAAGUAAAGAAUGUACAAGAAAUACCAGUACACGAUGAAAGCGAUUACCCCGGCAUCAAUGACGAACAUGUAAAGGAGUACCCACGUUUAAGAAAUCGGAAUUCAGUCACAGACAUGAAAGUUGCCGGAAAACCCAAGCAGUUUUAUUCUUCUACGCCCAAAGACAGAUCGGGCAAAAAGAAGUACACAGACUUCUUCAAUGACUUAGUGAUGUGGCACAAUGAUAUACUGAACCUAGACAAAGUACCGAGCCCAGUGUGGAACGAUAUCUUGCACAAAGUUCAGGGGAACGCUGUGGAAAGUUACACUACUCCAAACAUGACCGACAUUUUGAAGGAAUUAAAGGAAAUGAACGAGUACUUGGCCGAAGCCGAUCUGGCUUCAAUUGAGAGAGUAAACCAUUCACAGAAGAUGGAGUCGUUCGACAUGCGGAGGCGUCCUAAAGUACAUAAGCAAGGAAUGAUUCAGAGCGUGGCCAUGGAUGAUAAUGCAAUAGUGACGAGCAAAGAUUUCUUGAUCCGAGGGGAAGCGAAGUACUACCAGUAUAACAGGCCUGGCUUAAUUGCGAAGAAGAUAAAGUCCAGUGACUUUAUCACGAAAUUAAACAGACUUGGUGCUUAUGAUGAUGAAGAAAUUAGCAAAGAUGUUCCUAGACGUUUAGAUCUUUCUUCUCCGUUCUACGACACGAAGGAGCCUGCGAUCCUAGUCGACACCACUCUCAUGGCAUACGACGAUGACGCUGAUUCCGUAACCAAAGGGUUAGAAGUCAAGAAACUGUCUAGAGAUUCGCAGAAAUCUAAAAAUUUUCCUAAGAAGCAUGGACAGGCAUUCACACCAUUUUUGAAGACGAACAAACCACCAAUGCAAUACUUCACGACGCCGCUACCGAUGAAAUCGAACGAAUUUAAUAAGUUCUUGAAAGAACACAUGAUGGACGUUGAGUCUGUUACCUCACCGACACUCGAGCUACCAACCUUUAAUAAUAACUGGGUCACUAGACCUCAUAAACAUCCUACUAGCACAGCUUUGAAGUCUCAAGCUGCAGUCACUAAAGCAAGUAUUCAAAAACUAGCAAAAAUAGACAGCUUAAAAAAAUUGAACAGUGAGCUACUGAAAUCUAUCAAUUACACCAGUCAGCUUAUGGUAAAAGCCAAGCCGGCUGAUCACUAUCAGCCUUCACCGCGGCCACAAGCGAACAGUAAAAAAAAUUCGUUUGAAGAUGAUUUUGAUAGACAAAAAAGGUACAGUGAGGUCAGCAAAGUGCCACGAGUCGCGUCAGUAAAGACAGAUAAGGUGACCCAAGAAGCCAACUACUAUAACAUGAUAAAGAAGAAAAUGAAAGAAAGAUUGUUUGAGAAGAAAGGUACACCAGCAGAACGCCCGUCACAUGAAACGGUCACACUAGAUCCUCGGAACAAAGAAGUAGAAAUCACUAUAAUAAACUUUGAUGAUAUUGAAAAACUAACUACGCCGCAGACUUACGAAACGUAUGCAUUACCAGCGAUAAAGAAAGAAGAUAAUAAUUUGAUGACCAUGCCCCCGUACACGACAGAAUUAGACAAGACUACAAUGACAACAUUACCAACAACAUCAACGACUGAAUUUGGGCCAAAAUUCGAUUUUGGUGUAAAAGAUGACAUGCAUAAUGGCUUACUUUACAAAGACAUUUUUAGAGAACAUGAUAAAACGACAACGACAUCAACAGAAUUUUCUACGCAGGAUAGUAAAAGCACAACUGAAUAUGUGGAUCCAUCUAUGAAUGAGACUCCCUCGACCACGAAAAUAAGGUACCCAUUUGAGAAGAUACCGCAGCUGUACCCAAAUAUUUUGGGGAAGAUGCCACACGUGAAGAAUUUCAACGCUGCUCCAAAGAGAGUGCAAAUCAGUAGCCACCACUACAAAUACGAUAUCUUCUAUGAUGACUCUAAGAAGAUUAUGAAGUCUGUUUUUGACUAUCAUACUAAAGAGCCCAUGGACGCGGUAGCAGUGGGAAACAAGAGAUCACAGCUGAGAGACAACAUCGUCGUCCUACGUCACCCAUCUGCUCCCAUUCGAGGAAAGCAAGGCACCGCCAUGAGUUUUGGGAAGAGAUCUCAACUGAAGGACAAUUACCCCAGAGCGCCUACUAUUUUUAGAAAAGGCGAGACAAAGAUUGAAGUAAUCAGAAAAAUCGACCGAACAGCGAAGAGGAACAGGCAUAUAAGAAGGGUUUCAGAAGAAGAAGUCACACACAAGCAUAGACUGUUUACGUGGCGCGGAUGCAAACCGAAGCCAGAUGGAGGACUGUCAGCGCCUGGAGAGAAUCCAGAGGACCAGUACACUCAGAAGGAAGUUCGGCCCUCCUUGAACCUCGGAAUCGCAGCGGUUACCGUGGAACCCAACAGCGGUGCCGUUACCGUGGGACUCCGUAACGUUGCCGCCUCGGUGGAACCUGACAUCACCAUACUCCGUGAAGUCUCCACACAGCAUGAUGUUGCCAUUAUUGCUGCUGUUACAGGUCGCCCAACUGUCAACCCUGGUUUAGCACCCAGCUCGCCCACGUCAGCGUCAGUGUCAGCCCUCACAGCAUCGAUGGCAGCCUCCACAGAAGGGACCCCACAACGUGGCUCUCUAAUCUACGACCUUAAACACCUUCGCCGAACCUCAGCCAGCCCAGCAAACAAAGACAAAAGCAAGGACAAAGACAGACAUAGGAGACUCUUCAAGUUAUCUGCACUAUUACAUGACAAAUUCAAGAGUCUAGUGAAAAAUUUGACGACAGCUAAGCGCGCCGACACAACAAUAUCGACCACAAAGCACGCGACAAAAGCUGACUCAAAGAGUGAUUCAGCCCCAACCACGCAACAUAGAGCGAAGAAGAAAGAAAAAGAAGAAGACAGAGAAGAUUUAAAAGCUGAAGGAAUAAGCUUUACUUGCGGGCCAAAAGAAAACAAAGAGCAGAAGGAGGAUCUGAAGUGUACGAAGAAACCACUUAACCCGAAAACGACGACCACAACAACAAUACAUCACAAGGAAAAAGAGACCGAGGUUGAGACUGAGGCGACGACUGAGACGCAGAAGCCACACUAUAAUAAGUGCUUGGAUCGCAAAGGCCACGUGGUCCAUGACCUACCAAACGAACCCAUUUACAUAGAGCCUGACAACUACAGCGAACAGGAAUACUAUGAACUAGGGCCGCAGCAUCACGAUCCGACGCCUCCGCCACCGCCCUGCCCCUCUGAAGCAACCUUCUUCGGCAAUCACAUCGAGAUCAAACGAGACGUUCAAACGCAACAGAAUACCUUCACAGCCAAAGACGUAGCAGCCUUAGAAGUGAUUGUAGAUCUCAUGAAGAACACCCUCAGCUAUGAGGAGAAGGAUAUAGCCAGCGUCUUCCAAACAAACAACUACAUGGCCUUACCACACGCCACAAAGUCCAUACAUCCAUCCAACGAGAGCACAAAUGCAAUUCAAGUCCACAUCGCUAUUCCCUUCGACUUCCAAACUGGCAAGAAAAGAUCUCCUCUUGAUCCAGUGCGAGUGAGGAAGGUGUUCUCAGCUAAAAUGUCAACGCCUGUCGACCUGGAAUACCAAGUUCAUUCGUUUGAGGGCACUGUCGAUCCCACGACAGAACAGACUGUCACCACCACCAGCAAAAGUACCACCGCUGCUGUCAGCUCCCACGUGAGCGUAGAAGGAGCGCUGUCACCAGGCAUGUAUCUCUUAGUCGACAAACCAAAAUCUGGUUUUGCUCUUAAACCAAUCAAAGGCAAAAUAAAUUUAUCCGAUUUAAAAACGCGGCAAGUACCAGCUACCACUGCUAGCAUGUCAGAAUCUAAACCAACUGAAACUAGAGAAGAAACUAAGAGCAUAGCAAGAGUGACUCUGAGCAAAGACUUCAUAGCAGCGUUCAAUAAACAACUGAUACAGAUGUACGAAAACGUGAGCCGAGCGACCCUGGAGCACUCUAAUAAGCCGCGGAAUGAAAGACAAAUUUGGAAAUCUCGAGAGAUAAAAGCAGUGACCGAAGAAUAUACAGGUGACGAAGAAAAAUACGUGUUCAAGAGACGCAUUGACUGGGACGCUGUCAAAAAGUAUUUCGGACAUGAUAGAGUUUGUAACUGCAAGUGUAAAACUGAUAAGGCAAUGUGUAAAGCGUGCGCGGCUAGCGACGCUGUUAUAGACGAACUUAUAUUUGAGUUCGACAACAUAGGCCAGUACAUGAAGGACCACUGCACGGAAAUACAAACGUUCUUCUGGAUGAACCCUGGCGGGGGACAGAAGCUGAGAGACUCGGUGAGCAGGAUCGACAAGAGUUUGGCCGACUACUACAAAAGAGUCAGAGGAAAGUGCCAAGGAAGAACUUGCAAGACUUUUACUACUUACAUUGACAAGAGACAAUUAUUGGUGAAAACUUCAAAAGAGACCAGACCAGAUUCUUUGACACACAUGAACAGUGAGUUAGCAGUUCUCGCAGACGACUUGGACAAAACUGUGUCCUUACAAGCAUGCUUUAAUCAAAAACUUAUAGAAGAAGGCGACAAGUUUAUCAAUAUACUAAAUAAAUGUAUUAUGAAAAAAUCAAUAGAGAAACGAUCAAACUCGCCGCAAAGUCCACCGAAGAAGAAAUUGAUUAAAAACGUUUACUCCCUCGACAAUAUCAAUGUUAAUAUAAUUUGUAAUCCAGAAAGUUCUCCUUCAUCUGAAUCGUUUGAGCACACGUCAUCACUCGCACCACGUCAAGACGUCACGUCGUCACAUCUCAACGACCCACUCUUCGACUACGUUCUUGCAGAACCUAAACAUAAAAAGCGCAAAGGAUUAAAGAAGUUGUUUCCACGCAAGAGUAAAAAGAAGUUUUUCACAUAUUACACCUCAGACUACACUAAGCGACCACGCCUGCACUUCAAACGGCAGGUGAACUACGGCAUGAUGACUCCAUUGAUAUCUGACGGUGGUGGCGCAUUCUGGUAUGAUUACAUAAAACCCAGCACAAACGAACCUCGCGUGGCCAGAGAAUCGAAACAAGAUAAAUCCAUUCAAAUCGCUGUAGUACAGAAAGAGGCGAAUGGGGCGCCAAAAAUCCAAAAGAUAAUGGACAAAUCCGUUCGACAUCCUACUUCGAACGCUUUGUUUAUGGCUGUGAAGACUACUCCAAAGAGGAAUUUCAGGGACACAGAAACUACGAUCGAUUACUUGACGCACAACAUCAAUCAAUUACUGCAACUGUUUGGGAGUCUACAGGACAUAGAGACAAUGAAUAAAAACUCUAACAGAUCCACAAUGUUUCUAAAUCACACGGCAAAGCUUAAGGAUGAUCAGACUAGCAAAAUUCACACUGACUCAGAUAAAGCAGCGCUAGAAAAAAAAUCAACUAAAUGUAUUAAAAAAGUCAAAACCAAAAUGCAUUAUAAAACUGAUGCUACGACAGAAAAACCUACAACUACUAAACUGAAGGCGAAAACAACAACAACAACAACACAACAAACCACACUAACUACUGAACACACGGAAAAACAAAGCCAACAUGAUGAAAAAGAUGUCACACUAAAAGAAAAACAAAUGCAACAAAAUAUAAAAGAACCUGUUUUGAAAGAAAAACAAUUAGAACAACAUGAAAAGGAAUCUGAGUUAAAAGAAAAACAAUCUGAACAAAAUGAAAAACAAUUUGAGCAAAAUUAUAAACCUUCUGAAUUAAAAGAUAAACAAUUUGAACAAAACGAUAAGCUUACCGAAAUAAAGGACAAACAAUUUGAACAAAAUGAUAAACCUUCUGAACUUAAGGAUAAAUCAUUUGAACAAAAAGAUAAGCAGUUCGAACCAAAUGACAAACAGUCUGAUCAAAUUGAUAAGCCCUCAGAAUUAAAAGAGAAACCUUCAGAACUAAAAGACAAACAAUUUGAACUGAAUGACAAACCUUUAGAACAAAUUGAAAAACCCUCUGAACUAAAGGAAAAACCAUUUGAACAAGGCGACAAACAAUCUGAACAAAAUGAAAAACAGUCUGAUCUCAGAGAAAAACAAUUUGAACAGAGCGAAAAACAACCUGAUCAAAUUGAUAAACCAACUGAACUAAGAGACAAACAGCCUGGCCAAGUAGAUAAGCAAUUUGAACAAAAUGAUAAGUCUUCAGAACUAAAAGGGAAACAGUUUGAACAAAACGACAAAACUUCAGAAGAAAUCGAUAAACAAUUUGAUCCAAAUGACAGAUCUGAUGGGGUGACAACUAGCUUAGACACUCAUUUUGAUUCGCUGGAUACAUUAGAAUCAAAGAUAGAGAACGGAACAUCAAACUGCAAAACAACAAAUGCGACCAAAAGCACAACUGCGGCACCUGAACCUAAAAAGUCUGACUGCUGUAAACAAAAAUGUCCACCAAAUCCCCUAAAUGCCAGCGAUACUAUAAUCAUACGGGAUACGACCAGUCUGAUGAUGGGCGGGAAAUCCAGCAAAGAUAAAACAACCAAACUUGGAAGCAUAUCCACCACUAUAAGCCCAGCAAAUAAGUCAAGUCUAGAAACGACUCCAACAAAAAAGGAUGAAUUUGCCGAUCCUAAAGCACCAGUUUUUGACGAGGGAGAAACUACCUCGAAAGUUACUACAACAUCUAGAAGUUUCUUGGGCAAACUGAAAACGGCUACGUUGAAGUUUUUCGACAGCGUCACUCAUAGGCCAAAACAUCCUCAGAAAACAGUAAAAACAACCACUGAUACUACUACCGAGACAACGAUAUCCACGCGAGCAAUAGAUAAAAUUAGCAGCACAGAGACUGACCCUAUGUAUUUCGAUGACACUCAAGUCACUACACGUAUAAGUCCAACUAUAGUCAUAAUAAACGAAUAUGACAAUCAGAUUAACAGCGAUAUUUUAGAUGAUCCUAAUAAAGACGCGAAUGGAUAUAGAAAUUUGUUACUGUCCAUAAUACAGUACGAAACGAACAAGUUAAAUGAUGAAUGGCAUAGAAUUGCUUAUGGCGAUACAGAGGAAGUUGGUCUUAAAAGGAGUGUUUCACAGAUAAAUAGACUUCCAACUACAACUACGCCGACCAAAUCAAAGAAGAAGCCAAAACCAAAACAAAAAGUGGCAACUGCUGCUGAUGAAGAGUACGAUGUCAUCGAGGGCAUGAAGGCUUUGACGAACCUGGAGAUACCAGAACCUACGGCGAAGACCCGGAAACCAGCAGGUCUACUCAAUAAGAUUGUUAACAAAAUGGGAAUUAAAGUGGUAGCUCCCGAGAAAAAGCAGGCAGUCAAGAAGCCUACCCUAAGGGAGGUGGGGAGCCGCAAGAAGCUGAAUAGGAAGCGACGAUUGAAGCUCAACAGCUGGAAAAUGGAGCCUUCCACCAUGCCGGACAUUGAAAAGGCCUGUGAUUCUCGUCGGACACCCAAAACAAGUCAGAUUUGUGACAUACAGGCCACCAUUGACCACAUCAAGUUACUACAAAAGAAAGUACCGAAGAAAGCUUUCGAGAUCUUAGUCAAAAAUAUAUCUUGCUACAAAUACAAAAAUGUUGAACAUGAAUUCUUUAUUCCAUACCAAAAAACGGGAAAGAGGUGGGAUUGGAUUCGCAAUAAGAGAUGUCUCAGAUUACAAGUCGCGAAGUUCAUUGAUGAUGAGACUGAACUGGAUGAUCAAUUCGAUGUCGUAAGGUUCGAUGAUGAUUCAAGUGAUUCGUUUGACAAGUACGUUAAAGGAGACGAUGGGAUUUAUAAAAUAAUUACCAGGAGGAAGAGAGGAGCUAGUUUGAAAGCUUUGGAUGUAGGAUUGAGGAAUAUACCGCCUUUGAAGCCUGCAGAGAAUGAAAUAUACAUCAUGGUAGGAGACUCGAUAACCUUGGACUGUGUGCCGUACAUCCCCAUAGCGUCACCCAACAAGUUCCACUGGCAUGCUGAGAGGAAAAGGAUGCUUACUCAUGACAAUGUCAAGGUUGAAGGCAUCAAGGUCACAAUACUCAAUGCAGAGCCAAAGAAUAUGGGGAGCUAUACUUGUAGUAUGGAUCAGGCGGUGCAGAGACAAGUGCAGCUGAUCGUGAUGACGAUACCAGAGUACGACGUGGUGUUCAUGCCCGUGUACAAGACGGAAGAAAGCUGCUCUUAUGAUGACCUGAAAGCUAUCCAGGAAUUGGGCCCGCUGAUGAGUAAGGAGUCAAGGUGUGGGAAGACCUGCUCCAUAAGGAUAGACGAACCAGUCUGCCAGAGAGACAGGGGUACGAACAGUUCCCUCCUCCGGUCGACGGCAGUGAUUUCCAUGACUCCAAACCACCGCGUGAACUGCAGCCUGCAGUGUAGGAGGGACAUCGCUUCCUCUAUCGUCAUGCUAUCAGCUGUCAACACUCCGUAUCUCACCGAUAUUGCUGAUACGAACGGCCACCAUGAGUACCAUAAGCUGGUGUCGACCCUGUCUCCCGGCAAGGUCGAUGUAGUGGUCAACUGUCCCGCUGGAUACUACCUACUGCCCGAGUCUAAAGUCUGUUCAUCCUGCCCUCCAAACACGAGUUCGAAGCGAGGAGACAACACCUGCAGUAGCUGCCCCCGCGGCACGAGAGCCGAACCCGGAGCCUCCCAGUGUCAAACCAUCAAAACACCCCCGCGAAGGUAUGAUUGGUGGUGGUAUCCUCCUUGCGGGUACUUGGUGGCUUGUUGUAGCGUCGUGUUCGGUUGCUCCAUGUGUAUCAUGCUGUCCGUGAUCGUCCACAUCGUCUCCCGAGACAUGGACCCCGUGGAGGUCGAGUCCAGCGACGGCGGGCGGGCACGUACACCGAAGACGGCGACCAGCGUCAUGGCUGCGUACGUGCACAGCCACACGCGACCGCUGUCUCCCUCGCGCGUCAUACUCCCUCGCUUCUUCAGACCUUCCCUGACCUCUUCCCGAGCCACCGAUUCACAAGAAACGAAGUUCGAACUAUGGAAAGAAAGAAACAUUCCACCGCCGUUGCCGCCAAUCGAUUUUGACAUUUGAAACUGCCGCCAUUUUGUACGGUCAAGAUGACAGAGACAGUUGUAAACGUCAAACUUAGCAAUUGAGCAAUUGUGACUUGAAAUAAUAAUUUUAGAGUUAGGUAAAUUGAUUGAUUUAUCAAUCUAAAAUAGAUGAUGACGCAAUUUUCCCAAAAAUAUGAUUCGAUGUUUGUAUUUUCUACAAUCAAUUUGUCGGCGAAUUUCGUGUUUUAAUCUCACUUGGACGUGUACAGAUGAGUCAGCACUUCGGAACCCUUCAACUGUGAAAUUGCUUUCAUUUGGUUUUUGACUCUGUUUCAAAAGACUUUGAGUUGAAAAUCUGUAAAGAAAUUGAGCAGAUUGUAGCGUGAUUUGCUGUCUAUACUUACGUUAAGAUUUAAAACUAUACAUUGAAGAUUCGUUGUACUGAUUGGUUGCUAUGAAGUAUUAACAUUUAUAUAAACGUUUUUGCUCUUAAGUCUUGAAAACCAUGUGGUCAAUGUAAGUAGCUUUUCCGAUGACUUUUCGCCAUACCGCACUUGAUAAUUUGCCGAAACACAAUAUUUAUUAUACCUGUGUACAAGCCCUUUUGUAUUUAAGUGUAUUUUAAUACUUUUAGAUAUAGUAUUUUAAGGAAGCGCUAUAGUUAUGUUAUAUUUUAUAAGUAUUCUUUUGUCGU
Molecule: messenger RNA, 13946 nt
Organism: Spodoptera litura
Lineage: Eukaryota; Metazoa; Arthropoda; Insecta; Lepidoptera; Noctuidae
Source: RefSeq, a predicted model, not a curated record